AAUAUGCAGUUUAAGACUGACAAGACUUAUUGUGCUUAAACCUCUAGAAAAUGAGCUAACUUCAGUAAUAAUUGCCAUGAAAAUGCAGAGUUCAAAGCGAGUAUUGAGAUCAAAUGAGAUAGAGAUUCACGAGGUGACACUAGCCGACGUACAGCUGGAUCUGUCGUUCAUGUUGCAGUAUCCUCAUUUCCUGAAGAGAGAUGGCAACAAACUACAGGUGAUGUUACAGAGAAGAAAAAGAUAUAAAAAUCGGCCAAUUAUUGGAUAUAAAACAUUGGCUGUAGGACAACUUAGUAUGGCAGAGGUAUUACAACAUACAGACAACAGAGAAAUGGCUCUAUAUACAGAUAUUAAAGAUCAUAAAAAUGUUGUUGCUAAGGUUACGAUGCUCAAUAUAUCCAGUUCUCCUGUAGAUCAUGAGGAGAACCAGAAUGGAAGAAGAAAAAUGGCUUCUGAUGCAGGUAGGACCGAAUAUAUAUGUCCCUGGUGGUGAUUUUGUACUUCACCCUUGAGAUAAUGGCUUUAAGCUAAUUUGAAUUCACCACAGUACAGUUUUCUGCCACCACAUCAUUCCUUGGCAGGCUGUCAAGCAGUUUACCUGUACUAGUGUCUUACUUCUGUACAUGACAGAGCAGAGGUAUAGUGUGAAUACACCAUAAAAAAGGAUUUCAUGAUCGAUCACAAUGAAAGUAACUUGCACCAUCCAAGUAGCAAACCAGAGUUGCCUGAUUAAUAGUCCAAGGCUUUGCAAUAUAGUUAACCAGACAGUUAUUAUUCAUUGGAAAGUACACAUGAUAGGGCCAAGAAAA
Messenger RNA from Ruditapes philippinarum (Manila clam), 809 nucleotides. Its product is annotated as phosphofurin acidic cluster sorting protein 2-like. The annotation marks the transcript as partial. The transcript is spliced from 4 exons. The record is from RefSeq and is a predicted model, not a curated record. Gene Ontology annotation, biological process: protein localization to plasma membrane. NCBI's taxonomy places the organism in Eukaryota, Metazoa, Mollusca, Bivalvia, Venerida, Veneridae.